CUCUUCCCACCCCACCAAGCUGCCGCCUUUCGCCUACAGCACGUCCGUGGGGACCCCGGGCUAGGACGGAGAGCCCACCUCGAGUCGCAGAAAGUCUGAGCGUGGGCUUCAGGAAUCUUGGUGACAAGGAGCAAUGCUGCCCCGAUGGGAGCUGUUUCUUUACCUGCUGGCUUCACUGGGCUUCCACUUCUAUUCUUUCUAUGAAGUUUAUAAAGUAUCCCAAGAGCACGAAGAGGAGCUGGACCAAGAAUUUGAGCUGGAGACGGACGCUUUAUUUGGAGGCUUAAAGAAGGACCCAACAGACUUUGAGUGGAGCUUCUGGAUGGAGUGGGGGAAGAAGAGGCUGGCGUGGCUCCUGCUUGGCCACAUGGUGGUGUCUCAGAUGGCCACACUGCUGGCGAAGAAGCACAGACCCUGGAUUCUGAUGGUCUAUGGAAUGUGGGCCUGCUGGUGCGUGCUGGGGGCCCCAGGUGUGGCCAUGGUUUUUCUCCACACCAUCAUCUCCUUCUGCGUGGCCCAGUUCCGGUCGUUGCUCCUGUCCUGGCUCUGUUCCCUCCUCCUGCUCUCCACACUGAGGUUGCAAGGUGUGGAGGAAGUUAAGAGAAGAUGGUACGAGACAGAAAGCGAGUUCUACUUGCUGCAGUUCACCCUGACCGUCCGCUGCCUGUGCUACACCAGCUUCAGCCUCGAGUUUGGCUGGCAGCAGCUGCCCGUGGCUCGGGCCUCCUACUCCUUGCCCUGGAUGCUGGCCUACGUCUUCUACUACCCCAUCUUCCACAAUGGGCCCAUCCUCAGCUUCCCGGAGUUCAUCCAACAGAUGCAGCAGCAAGAGCUCUGCUCCCUGAAGACCCGCCUCUGCACCCUGGGGCGGGGCCUGAGCCGCCUCGUCUGCUGGUGGGGGCUGGCCGAGCUGAUGGUCCACCUCAUGUACAUGCACGCCAUCUACGGCAGCAUCCCCCUCCUGGGGGCCGUCUCCUGUUGGACCUUAGGGGGACUGGCGCUGGCCCACGUGCUCUUCUUCUACGUGAAGUACCUGGUCCUCUUUGGCGUUCCGGCUCUGCUCAUGCGCCUGGAUGGACUCGCGCCACCGCCCCUCCCUCGCUGUGUGAGCACCAUGUUCAGCUUCACGGGCAUGUGGAGGUAUUUUGACGUUGGACUACAUAAUUUCUUGAUCAGGUAUGUGUACGUUCCACUGGGCGGGUCCCAGCGCGGCGUGCUGGGGACGCUGUUCUCCACUGCGAUGACCUUUGCGUUCGUGAGCUACUGGCAUGGCGGCUACGACUAUCUCUGGUGCUGGGCAGCGCUCAACUGGCUGGGGAUCACCGUGGAGAAUGGGGUCCGGAGGCUCCUGGAGACCCCACGUGUCCAGGAGAGUUUGGCCCGGUACCUGUCCCCGCAAGCUCGCCGCCGCUUCCACGCUGCCCUGGCCUCUUGCUCCACAUCCAUGCUGAUCCUGUUCAAUCUGGUAUUUCUCGGGGGCAACCAAGUUGGGAAAACCUACUGGAAUAGGAUCUUCAUACAAGGCUGGCCAUGGGUGACCCUCUCUGUCCUGGGAUUCCUGUACUGCUACUCCCACGUGGGCAUUGCCUGGGCCCAGACGUACACCCGGGAUUGACGGCGCUGGCCCAGGCCAGUUCUCCCGGCCAGUCUCCAAGGCAGAUGGCAGCCUGACCUCCUACUCCAGGAGCCUCUCCAGGGGACCAGUGCUUGAUCUGCUCACCUCUGUGAACUUACGUCCCUGCAAGACAGAAGCCUGAGAUGUCACAGUAAAUUCACAACCAUGCAGUCUUCUAACGUGGGGGCAUUAUUUGCCGGAUGAGUACCUCGGGGUGCAGUGUGUAGGGUGUUUGGCCUGGCUGCACCUGGUGAUGUUUUGGUCUAGAACCUAGUCCCAAUGGUGCUUUCAUUUCUCUCUCUGCUCAGAAUUAAAUGCAACGGACAUUUCUUGAUGGAGGCACGGAAAUCCCAGUUAGCGAUAGCCCCAUCCUCCACUGGGCAGUAUUUCUAGAAUAUCUUGGUGUGGUGGCUAGAACCAGCCCUAGCUGCUUCCCACAGCUCCUCAGUUGGGAGGUGACAGCGACAGCUGUGUUUCUCAUGACCCAGUCCGAGAAGACAGACACAGAGUUAGGGGCUUCUAGGAGUCCUCCUGUGAUUUGAACUUCAUCAGGGAGGACUACUUAGGCUCCUUGUUCCUGAGACCUUCAGAAAAGUAUGUCUAUGGUGGUGGUUCUGAAAGUUAAUUGCUUACUAAUAGAGUUUAAAAACCAGAGAAUAGUGCUUGUAUGAACAGAUCCUGUCUGGCAGGUCACAGAAAGUAAGGAACGGGGGGCCUUUUGUGGUCUUGUCUGCCCUUGCCAUGCAGGUCCCAGCAGUCAUGGGCUCCUCAGCGGUUUAUACUGCUUUGUUUUGAUUCAA
Molecule: messenger RNA, 2415 nt
Organism: Lepus europaeus (European hare)
Lineage: Eukaryota; Metazoa; Chordata; Mammalia; Lagomorpha; Leporidae
Gene: HHAT
Product: hedgehog acyltransferase
Exons: 12
Coding region: 134-1615 (493 amino acids)
Biological process (GO): protein palmitoylation
Cellular component (GO): endoplasmic reticulum
Molecular function (GO): palmitoyltransferase activity
Source: RefSeq, a predicted model, not a curated record